Messenger RNA from Lecanosticta acicola, 1564 nucleotides. NCBI's taxonomy places the organism in Eukaryota, Fungi, Ascomycota, Dothideomycetes, Mycosphaerellales, Mycosphaerellaceae. The record is from the annotation of a GenBank genome assembly.
AUGGAACAAUCAGUUCGAGCCCUUGGACAGCGAGCUAAUGGCUUGCAGACCCGAUGUGUCCUCGGCAAUGUCCAAUUCUCGGGUUGCGCGCCAACGAACACGACCUGUCUCUGUACUAGCGCGGAAUAUGCCGAUGCUGUGAGAGGCUGCUUGAAAGAGUGUACGAUCCGAGAGACACUUGGUCAGUCUAGCAAUUCUUAUUCUCCGUCGACCACUCUUGCCCUUUCUGACCUAGUAAUGUACAGCUGCGCUCAGAUUUCAGAAGACGACAUGCAAAGCUCCCAUUCGGGACCAAGGUGGCCGCACGAGAAACGUGGCGUGGGCGCUGUACUGCGUUGCUUGCAUCACCGUCUUUGGGCGAUUCCUCUUCCGGAGUACGGCAUUCUUGGGCAGCGGCCUGGGACCAGACGACCUCAUGGUAGGCCUCGGUCUCCUACUCGUCACCCCUUUGAACAUCACGAUGGACAUCAUGACACACCACGGUCUCGGUCGAGAUGUCUGGAUGGUGGAUCCGGACGAUGUGACCUUUAUCCUGAGAGCGUUCUGGUCGGGGGAAUUCUGCUAUAUCCUAGCUCUCGCCGCGACGAAGAUGGCAGUGGUAAGUCCACCCAGGGGGCACUACUUCUGCAAUCAAGUCAAAAGCCAGUCACUUACACCUCCAUGUCUUGAGUUUUCCAGGUCUUGCUCUACCUGCGCAUCUGGCAGAAAUCAGAGACGGGCCGGUCCAAGUUUCGGAUUGCCUGCGUCGUCUUGCUGGGAGUACUGCUUCUCGCAUCGCUUGGGCUAUGCCUGUCUCUCGCCUUCCAGUGCUGGCCGAUCAACCAUUCUUGGUAGGAGCAGCAGAAGCAUAGGAUCUUCGUGCAUUGCUAAUUCAAACCAAUCACAGGCUCUACUGGGACGGGGAACAUGAAGGCCACUGUACGAACUUACAAUCGGUCGUAAGCCUCGCCUCUCCCACAAAGAACAAAAAAGUGACGUUGGGAUUUCCCAGUUCUGAUGAUGACUCUCUGUCCCACAGGUCUUCGCCAUGGCAGGCACCAACAUCGGUCUCGACAUCCUCGUCUACAUCCUCCCCAUCACCGCGCUGAUGCGCAUCAAAACCAUGUCCCUGCGCAAGCGCAUCGGCGUCGGCCUCAUGUUCUCCUUCGGCCUCUUCGUCACCAUCUGCAGCAUCAUCCGCCUGCAGUACCUCAUCGCCUGGGGCCGCACCACCAACCCCACCUGGCACAACAACUUCCCCGCGCUGUGGAGUAUGGUCGAACUGAACCUGUCGGUCGUGUGUGCGUGCCUGCCGUCCAUGGCGGGCCUCGCGCAACGCGUCUACAAGGUGGCCACGGGGGGCAGUUGGGGGCCCUAUCCGACGGGCAAUUCCAGCUCCAGCUGGCGGACGCGGUCCGGCAGGAAUCGCGAUUCGGGCGUGCAGCUGCGUGAUAUCCCGUCGCCGUCGGCCGUUCCGGACGAGGGGAGUGAUUUUGGGAAUUAUCGCGUCAUCUCCGUCAAAGACCGAGUCCAUCCGAAGGCGUUCGAAGGCGAGAUAACAAGAUCUGAAGCGACUUUUAGUUAG